UCCAAAAUUGUGAUACUAAAACAGGUCGGUUUCGCCAAUUCACCCAAUUAGCACAUGAGAAAUCCCCAAAAAAAGGAACCUACGCUUUUUAUAACUAUUUGAUGAUCGGGCAACAAUUAUGUCACAAUCAUUACAUGCGUAUUGUUGAACCUGACAGGCACCAAAAAGCGGAGGUUCCUAUUUCUGUAGAAAUAGAUAAAGAUAGACCAACCAACAAUAAUAUAGCUCAAG
Racocetra fulgida is the source of this 231-nucleotide messenger RNA. The record is from the annotation of a GenBank genome assembly. NCBI's taxonomy places the organism in Eukaryota, Fungi, Glomeromycota, Glomeromycetes, Diversisporales, Gigasporaceae.